AUGAGUCGCUUUUAUGAGACCUCUGUUCACUUUGGCGAUGUAACAUUCUGGUCACAGCCUGCAGAGCAAAAGCAGCAGCGAGCGCUCGUUAUACGAGCUAUCAAGUUGGCGACCCUUUUCCAGACCCUUGCUGAGGCGCCAGAUACUCCACAGCCAGGCAGCAAUAACUUCUUCUGCAUUCAGCUAGAUCAGUUACAUAUCUGCUGCGCAAAAAUUCUCUUGGAAAGGAUGGAUAAUUGCCACCUUCUCGAUUCUAUGAGGCUCGUCUUCCCAGAAUUCCCGACACUAAAUGAGCUAAGGCAACAACUCAACGCCCUCAUCACCCUUAUUCGCCCAUACGCCGCUAGCAUACCAUUGAAGAAACUAAACUUUGGCUUUGCCCAUGAUGCCUGCAUUGUCGGUCCAUUAUACUACAUUGCAGUUUGCUGUGGGGAUUCAUCUGUGAAGAAUAAGGCAAGCGACCUACUUUAUGAGGUGAACAAGUUUUGUGGUGGCUUCUGGGAUGACACUGCGAUUCAAAAAGUGGCCGGCAUUGCUAUGGAGGCCUCCUAA
Trichoderma virens Gv29-8 is the source of this 552-nucleotide messenger RNA. RefSeq lists its product as uncharacterized. Lineage: Eukaryota; Fungi; Ascomycota; Sordariomycetes; Hypocreales; Hypocreaceae. The transcript is spliced from 2 exons. The record is from RefSeq and is a predicted model, not a curated record. Bases 1 to 552 code for a protein of 183 amino acids.